Messenger RNA from Dissoconium aciculare CBS 342.82, 980 nucleotides. RefSeq lists its product as uncharacterized. The transcript has a single exon. The record is from RefSeq and is a predicted model, not a curated record. Lineage: Eukaryota; Fungi; Ascomycota; Dothideomycetes; Mycosphaerellales; Dissoconiaceae. Bases 302 to 814 code for a protein of 170 amino acids.
ACAGCCCGCAUGCCAGACUCGCAAAUCGGUAGGGACCACAAAAAUGGAGUCGCCUUUCACGUGAAUGUUGCCGCCGUCCGUGGAUGUUGGUGGGAUGUGCCACGUUCCGCGCUUACCUAGGUAGUUCUGGACGCGGGCAGUGAUCGUCACCAGAUGUCUCGCCACAACGCUCGAUUUUACUCCUGAAAGGGCCCAAACCUCGAGAGGAGAGCUAAUCCUCUGUAUUCCAUUCCGAGAUCUGACCCGGUGGGACUCCGAAUCUGAGGAUUACUCUACAACGAAAUAAAGGCAUCAUUUGCAAAUGGCGACCUCAAGCACAAGCGGUGGCAAUCGCGCCACAGAAGAUCAGACAAGCCCGACGCGAGUCUCCCGACAUUCUAUUGAAACCGAACGACGACAUCUCCUCUCGGAUGACCACAGCAUUGCGCCAUCGGAAUCAUUAUCUCAAGUCGACGCUUCCCUCUAUGGCGACGGCGAACGUACGCCUUGUGCCAGAUCGCCUACGGCAUCAGACCCUCAAAACUCGCGGCGCGGUACUAUCGCUGAUCCAGCCACAGUGCCGACGAUAUCUUAUCGCGGCUAUCCCUCCGAAGCGCACUACCUCGCGGCGUUACGUGCGUGGGCGGACUCGAAACGCUACGUCGAGAACGACUCGGCUCUGGUGGGGUUCUACGGCCAAACGACCAUGGCGGAGUAUUGUGGGCGGCCGCGGGUGGAGUUUGGAUUUAAGAAGAUGAUGCGAGAGAGGAAGAAGAAAAGAGACGCCGCCAGGGAAACCAGGCGGACCACUUUGGUUCGAGUAGAACAUUGCUGAAAUUUCCAUGAUCGACGACAGUAGCUUAAAUUUGUAUCCAACAUUUGCGUAUCCAACAGGACGAAUUACUUGACCACUUCAAGGCUUCAACGAUGUACUAUGGCUGUUCUGCAAUGGGCGGCUUGGUUGAGACCACAAACGAAUGGAGUUUCGCCAACAUUGAGAU